CUGAUAUAUUUUCACAACUGGAAUACGAGGAGGGUACUAAGUAUGAGAAAAGAAGGAGAAGAAAAGUAGAGAAAAAGUAGUAUGUAUGCGCACCUUAAUCGUAACACAACUUUUGUUAGUUGUGUUGACCUAUACCAUAAAAUUCUCUCUGUCAUGUACUUUUGGUCAUUGUUUAAGGCAGCACAGAUCUAGAUACACUGGUCAAGUCUUCUUCAUUAGUCUCGGUUCUUAUGAACUAUAUCGGGAAUAAGCUCUUUUUUUUUUUUUUUUAAUUUUAUCAAAAAUAAAGUAAACAUAUUACUUUCCCUCCUUUUACAUUGUUAGGUUCAGGCGCUGGAUUUUGUGUCUUGGGCGUUUGAGCACUUCAAUCACUGUACAAAGGUGUUUGAUAUUGGGUUUCCUUCCACCAAUAUGAAAGUUGGAGAUACAAGACUGGCUCUUGCUUCUUGAAGCUUUUACUCCGAUCACCUCUGCUGAAGUUACCAAGGAUUCAUUACGAACAACAAUUCAAGGAAACUAAAAAGGUGGAAAGUAGAUGGCCAGGGAGUGUCAGAACAUGACGGAGCUUGUAGAUAGUUGGACAAUUAAGCAAUUGUAUGAUGCUGCAGAGCAUCUAGCAGAUGUAAAGUUUUUUCUCGAGAAACUGGAGCAAGUUCAGCCUGAGAAUGCGAUAUCUGCACAACUGGGGCCACUAUUUGUAGAAGCUUAUGAUGGAUCUUCUGAGAUAUGGUCUCACAUGGAUCAAUGCCAGUGGACUUGCACCAUCAGAAUGAUGAUUUCAAAGGUGCUUAAAAUAAUUAAACUGGAGAAUAUUGCUGAGCGAGUCAAACCUGCAAAGCCAUCCACAUCAACUAGCCCAAUGAUUUUAGAGGUGCUGAAAAUAACUAAACCUGAGAAUAUUGCUAAGCGAAUCAAAGCUUCAAAGCCGUCAAGUUCACCUGGCCUAAUCACUAUGGAGAUGGUGGGUUUUAUCGAAGUUUUGCUUGAUACUGCUCAUGAUAAACUGUGGUCCUUUAGUUUAGUGCAUGCCUCUCGCUUGUAUGUGCUUAAAAGGAAGCUGAGGUAUCUACAAGUCUUCUUCACGUUAACGACGAGGUGGUGCAUUGAGCAUGAGAAUAUGAAGGAUCUCUUCACCCAUGUUGAGGAUGUAGCUUACACUGCAACACACAUGUGUUUCUUAGGGGUGGGCAAAACUAUGGAUCGCGAGUUCUCUGAAUUGCUGGAAAAGAUAAGUCCUUUUAAGCCUAAAUUGAGGCAGAUUUAUAAGAGCCUCUUGACAGUGUCAAAGUCAUCACUGUUAGAUACUACAAUGAAUGUAAGGAUAAGUCCUUUUAGCUUUGUUAGUGCUCUCCAAGAGGAUCUGAAAGAGCUAGUAAUCCGUGAUACUUCCUUGAAAGUUUUCCUUGACAAUCAAAUUCCGUGGCUUCAACAAGGACUUCUUUAUCUUUCUAGAUAUCUCCGGGACAUAGAAUUAGAAUUCACUCCACUCGAAGAAUUCAACUCUCUUCAAUCAAAUAUUGUGGCUCUGGCCAUUGAAGCAGCAAUUGCCAUCUACUCCUCCUAUGAUGAGGAAAUGGACGAAACUACUGAAAUGAAGCAUNAGUCUGAGUCUGCUAUAUGUUUAUCUUAUGAGGAUGUUGUGGAUAGCAACAAAAUAAGGAAGGUCAAUCUUGUUCUUCAGUUUUUGACAAUUGCUUUCAAGCUUAUCGAGUCUCAGAGAAUCUUGAUGGAUCUACUAAAGCACAAAGCCACUUUGGAAACUAAAAUUCUGGAUCUGAUUGAAAGUGCUCAUGAGGAUCUUAUUUUCCUUAGAGCUUUCCUCAUGGAUCUUCUCAUCCGACACACAGAGCUUAACAAAGUGCAUGAUCUCUUAAGGCAUGCUGAAGGGACUGCCAACAAGUUAGUACAAGUCAGUGGUUUUUGUUAUGAAGGUUUCAUGGAUGGAGGUAGCACUGAAAAAAUGAUGCUUUCAUUAUCCGAUUUGCCACAAGAGAUUGAGUCUGUCAAGGUAGAGGUCAGAAAAGUAUGGUUUCAACUUCUGGAUGCAUCACCAUGGAACGUGACAGAUGGGGAAGACAUUAUUUUCUUAUUAAACCACCAGGACAGGGUGCUGAACUCUGAUGAUUAUUCAAUCUCUUAUCUGAAGAAUCAGGUCCCAGUAGUCAAAGAAAAACUGGUGUACUUGGGCUCUUUCCUUGCAGAUAUUAUACAGCAUCGCGAUAUGCAUCAAGAACUCCAAGACCUCAUGAAGCGUGCUCAAGAUAUUACGUUUGUCUGUUUCUUCCAUGUCAGGGGUUAUACUCCUGCUUGGCAUGACAUGUUACAUCUCUCUGAUGUCAAGCAAUUGCUUAGGUUUGUUGAAGCAGAGGUCAAAAUGUUUUGUUUCAAAGUUCCAGAUUCUUCAUGUUAUAGCUUCCCCAAGACAAAUGGAUUAGGAUUUCUCGAUUGUUUCUUGGGAAAAUUGGGGGAGCUGUUAAGUUCUAAGCUCGAUUUGAUUAUCGACUUAAAACAUCAGAUUCAAUCACUCCAGGACGGCUUGUUGUGUCUAAGAUCGUUGACCGAUCAAUUUGCAGAAAGCUACGAUGAGCAUGAUGAAGUUUAUGGUCGUAUAACAAGUAGCACAGAAAUUGCAUACAAGGCAGAGUAUGUCAUUGAUUCGUGCUUGGCCUGUUCUUAUCCACUCUGGUACAAAGUUCAUUGGAUUUCUGAAGUUGUUAAGAAUAUUAAUCUUGUAAAUGCAGUUGUUAGUGAGCCAUGUGAAAGAAAGAAUAAUGAUGUGGCAGUGACCGAAGCUGCAAAGACCUCCGGUAAUCUUUUACCAUCAUUAUCAGCCAAUACUCCAAGAACAAAUGAAGCAAUGGAGGGAUUUCAGGAUGCGAUGGACGAAUUAAAGAAGCAGCUACUUGAAGGAUCACCUGAGCUAGAUGUUAUCUCAAUCUUUGGCAUGCCCGGAUUGGGUAAGACUACACUUGCAAAGAAGAUUUACAGUGAUCCAAUAGUCACCUCUUACUUUGAUGUCCGUGCUCAGUGCUGUGUGACUCAAGUAUAUUCAUGGCGAGAAUUGUUGCUUACCAUUUUGAAUGAUGUGCUUGAGCCUGCUGAUCGCAAUUUAAAAGAAGAUGGCGAAUUAGCUGAUGAGCUGCGUCGAUUCUUGUUGACCAAGAGAUUCUUAAUUCUUGUUGAUGACGUGUGGGACACUAAAGUGUGGGACUAUUUACAUAUGUGCUGUAGAGGUUCUCGCAAAGGGAGUAGAAUUAUUCUAACGACACGGCUGAGUGACGUUGCCAGUUAUGCUCAAUGUGAUAGUAAACCUCAUCAUCUUCGUUUAUUCAGUGAUGAAGAGAGUUGGACAUUAUUACAGAAAGAGGUGUUUCAAGGAGAGAGCUGUCCACCUGAACUUCUUGAUGUGGGGUUUCGAAUAGCAAAAACUUGUGGAGGGUUGCCUCUCUUCAUUGUGUUAGUUGCUGGUGUUCUGAAAGAGAAAAAGAAGAAAGCAGAAUUGUGGAAAGAAAUAGAAGAAAGUCUAGGUUCGCAGAACAUUGGUUGCUUGGAAGAGAGCAUGUCUAUGAUUGGAUUCAGUUACAAGAAUUUAUCACACCAGCUGAAGCCUUGUUUUCUCUAUUUUGGAGGAUUUUUGAAGGGCAGGAAUAUUCAUGUCUCAAAAUUGACUCGGUUGUGGCUUGCUGAGGGUUUUGUACAAGCAAAUAAGGGACCAGAAGAUGCUGCACAAGGUUUCUUGGAAGAUCUUAUUAGUAGAAAUUUAGUGAUGGAUGUGGAGAAGAAACCCAAUGGCAAGGUGAAAACAUGCCGCAUUCAUGAUCUGUUGCACAAAUUCUGCUUAGAAAAGGCCAAACAAGAGAAUUUCCUUCUCCGGAUAAAUGGAUUCUGUGUAGAGGACACAUUUCCUGAAAAGCCCAAGGAAUAUAGACUGUUUAUUCAUUCUUCCGAGGAUCAUAUUGAUCAGUGGCAGCCAUCUCGUUCAAAUGUUCGCUCCUUAGUACUCAAUGUGAUUGAUCCGGAUAACUUGUUAUGGCCGCAUAAUAUAUCCUUCAUCUUUGACAAUUUCAAACUCGUUAAAGUGUUGGAUUUGGAAUCUUUCAACAUUGGCGGUACUUUUCCGAGUGAAAUACAAUCACUAAUUCAUUUGAGGUACUUUGCUGCUCGUACUGGUGCAAGUUCAAUUCCUUCAUCUAUAGCUAAGCUAUGGAAUCUUGAAACUUUUGUGGUUAGAGGAUUGGGAGGAGAGGUGAAAUUACCUAGUUCACUUCUGAAGCUGGUGAAAUUAAGGCAUAUACAUGUAAAAAAUUGUGCUUCAUUUAGUUUGCAUGACAACAUGGGUGAAUCACUUGCUGACUGUCAAUUAGAUAAUCUGGAAACUUUUUCCACUCCACAUCUAUCUUAUGGUGAAGAUACAGAGAUGAUAUUGAGAAAGGUGCCAAAAUUAAGAAAGCUGAGUUGCAUAUUUUCGGAAACAUUUGGUUAUUCAAAGAUAGUGAUGGGAAGGUGUGUUCUUUUUCCCAGAUUGGAGUCCCUAAGUCACCUUGAAUCCCUCAAGCUUAUUUCCAACAGCUAUCCAGCUAAACUUCCACAUGUCUUCAGUUUCCCCUCAAGACUAAGGGAAUUGACUUUAUCAAAAUUUCGUCUACCUUGGGGCCAAAUUUCAACGAUCGGAGAGCUGCCUAAUUUGGAGAUUCUAAAGUUACAUCUCAGAGCCUUUGAGGGGAAUCAUUGGGAAGUGAAAGAUUCAGAGUUCCCUGAACUCAAAUACUUAGAAUUGGACGACAUCAAUAUUGCACAGUGGUCUGUAUCUGAUGAUGCUUUUCCUAAGCUUAAAUGUUUGGUUUUAAUCAAAUGUAAGCGGCUUGAGAAAAUCCCUUCUCAUUUUGAUGAUUCUGUAUCUCUUAGAAGCAUUGAAGUAAACUGGUGCAACUGGUUUGUUGCCAAUUCAGCCCAGGAAAUUCAGACAACGCAACAUGAAGAAAUGGCAAAUGGUGCGUUCACAGUUAGAAUACAGCCUCCAGAUUGGGCUACAAGAUCAUCUCCUUUGACUCUUAUCUGAAAGAAGAACAGGUCAUCUGCUAUAUUCUUGAAUCUGAGUGCUAGACUUGCUCAAACUUUGAUGAGUACUGCACUAAGUCUGCAGAGUGUUUGAAGGAAGGAAAGAUCUUUUGUAUGUUGUGAAGUUAUCUGGUAAAGAAGGAAACUCGCUUAUAAGAGAAUUGAAACGGUCAGUUCCCUAUCCAUUUUUUGUCUCUUUCACUUUUGUGAACAGAAGAUGGAGGACCUCAGCUAGGGAGAUAUUAUGUUGAAGGAUUUUCAGCAAGAAGUGAAGUGUUUUUUUUUUUGGUUUCCCACCGGUGUGCGGUACCCGCUAUAUCCGGAUCCGUGCCGCUUAGGGCUCCAUUCGGGGAGAAGCGCUCCUUACCAAAGAUUUUUCCAUACCCAGGGCUCGAACCCGAGAUCCCUGGGGAAGAGUAGCCGCAUCAGCUGCACCACAUCCUUUGGUGGUAAGAAGUGAAGUGUUUGAAUGAACGUCAACAAUGAUUUGUGGUGAAACUUGUAAUAAGCGUCAUCAACUUGGAAAUUUGAAAUGACAUUAAUAGCUACCAAAUAACCUGCAGUUUACAAUUUCAAUGUUUUUGAUUUUCGAAUCAAGGUUACUUA
Molecule: messenger RNA, 5664 nt
Organism: Nicotiana tabacum (common tobacco)
Lineage: Eukaryota; Viridiplantae; Streptophyta; Magnoliopsida; Solanales; Solanaceae
Product: putative late blight resistance protein homolog R1B-16
Biological process (GO): defense response to other organism
Molecular function (GO): ADP binding
Source: RefSeq, a predicted model, not a curated record